AUGUCACGUCUCGCCCUCACUCCAUUGACUUUUCUGGCACGAAGCGGAGUAAGAAAAGGGAGAAGAUGUUUCUCUUCGACCAGCCAAAGAUUGGCUCUUGGACGUAAAGCCAAACUAAACAAUGGUCUUAAGGUGGAUUUGAUAGGGUAUGGUACAUGGCAAUCACCUCCUGGUGAAGUAGGACCUGCUGUGUCCGAAGCUCUCAAAGUCGGUUACAGACAUAUUGAUUGUGCUCUUGUAUAUCGUAAUCAACCAGAGAUCGCUGUUGCACUCCAUUCUUCCGGAGUACCACGAGAGCAAUUAUUCCUCGUAUCCAAGUUAUGGAAUAACAGUCAUCGUCCUGAGAACGUUGAGAAAGAUCUCGAUCUUACAUUAUCUCAACUUCAAACGCCUUAUCUCGAUUCUUGGCUUAUGCAUUUCCCCGUGGCUUUUGCUCCCGGUCCAGAUCUCGAGCCACUUGAAGAAGGCAGUACAACCCGACGUAAAAUUGAUCUAGAAGCUCCUGGUAUCGCUGCCACAUGGAAGGAGAUGUGUCGAAUAUACGAAGAAGGCAAAAAAGUACGAAGUAUAGGAGUGUCUAAUUUCAACAAGGAACAAUUAGAAACUAUCAUUAAUGCUACUGGUGUUGUACCGGCUCUCAACCAAAUUGAAUGUCAUCCGGGUUUGAUACAACAAGAUUUGUUCGAUUAUUGUAAAGAAAAAGGAAUAGUCAUCACUGCCUAUUCUCCAUCUGGAAAUAACACGACUGGUAAACCGAGGAUUAUGGACCUACCGGAGAUACAAACAGUUGCUCAGAAAUUGGGAAAGAUGCCUGCUCAAGUUUGUAUUGCUUGGGGUGCUCAUCAGGGAUUCAUCGUGAUUCCUAAAUCAGUCACGCCCAGUCGAAUUGCUGCAAAUUUUGACGAUUUCGAAUUGUCAGAAGAAGAUUUCAAGCUCAUCAGUGAGGCUGGAAAGAAGAAUCCGGUUCGAGGGAAUGUCCCUGGUGAAUACAUCCCGGCCUACUGGCCCAUAAACAUCUUCGACACGGAAGCAGAGAAGAAGUUCCCACUUCGACCAUGGUAG
Molecule: messenger RNA, 1062 nt
Organism: Tremella mesenterica DSM 1558
Lineage: Eukaryota; Fungi; Basidiomycota; Tremellomycetes; Tremellales; Tremellaceae
Exons: 6
Coding region: 1-1062 (353 amino acids)
Cellular component (GO): cytosol
Molecular function (GO): aldose reductase (NADPH) activity
Source: RefSeq, a predicted model, not a curated record